GAGAGAACAGAACAAAGAAUACCUGUGAAGAAAAAUGGCGGAGGAAGCCGCCCCGAAUAACGGCACCGGCGGCUCUUCCUCCAGCUUUGCCGGCGGUCGAACUGAUGAGGAAUGCCAGGACAUGAUCCGAAGAAGCAUGCGAACUCCGAUGGUGAAAUUUUUGAAGGAGCAAAUGGAGAAAGCUGGUUGUGUAGUGGGGGAAAAUUUCAUCAAGGCAGUUCAUUGUGAUAAGCAGAUUAGUGGUGGCUAUGUUCGUGGCCAAGGGGUAUGAUGGUUUUCUCUUCUCAUAUUGGAA
This is a messenger RNA of Carica papaya (papaya), 295 nucleotides long. The record is from RefSeq and is a predicted model, not a curated record. NCBI's taxonomy places the organism in Eukaryota, Viridiplantae, Streptophyta, Magnoliopsida, Brassicales, Caricaceae.